AUGGGCCCGAUCGCCACGCGCGCGGUGACGCUUACGGCAAUACCGACGCAAAUACACGCGCGUCAACAUCGCGCCAUCUCGCGCACUCGCGCGUCGCCCUUCGCCGGAACCGAUUUGCCAGGAGGCGGCCAGGAACUCGUCGAGUACGCGAGCACUGGAAACUUAAAGAAACUCACCGAUCUUCUCGACGGUCCGUACACCAUGACACCGACCGACGCGUCUGGAAAGGCCGUGCGCGUGGCGCAGCUGCGUACGGCGGCGCAGCGCGCGAUGACGACGGGGCACGUCGCGUGCUUAAAGGCUUUGCUCGCACACGGGGACUCACACGGUCUGGACUACGGGUUCAACGCCGCGAACGGGCGUUUGUGCGCCGUCGAAGCCGCGGGCGCGGGACGUGCAGACGUCUUGCGCGUUCUCUUCGAGAACGCACGUCUUGGGACGGAGGUGGUGAACGGAUACGGACGCACGGCGCUUCUGGAGGCGGCGUUGAACGGACACGAGGAUUGUGUGCUCGUUUGUUUGGAGUUCGGCGCCGACGUAAACUUUAGAACGAAGAAUCAGGGAAACACGGCCGCACACUUGGCCGCGCAGCAGGGCAGCAUCGUAGUAUUGAACGUGCUCCGAGAGGCGGGCGCGAAUAUGGACGCUGAACGCUUCGGCGACUUCAAGACACCCUUGGCACUUCACAGGGAACACGUUCAGAAGCAGAUGAAGGCAUUCGCGCGAUAG
Ostreococcus tauri is the source of this 729-nucleotide messenger RNA. Its product is annotated as Ankyrin repeat. Bases 1 to 729 code for a protein of 242 amino acids. Gene Ontology annotation, molecular function: protein binding. The transcript has a single exon. Lineage: Eukaryota; Viridiplantae; Chlorophyta; Mamiellophyceae; Mamiellales; Bathycoccaceae. The record is from RefSeq and is a predicted model, not a curated record.